Messenger RNA from Camelina sativa (false flax), 1101 nucleotides. Lineage: Eukaryota; Viridiplantae; Streptophyta; Magnoliopsida; Brassicales; Brassicaceae. The record is from RefSeq and is a predicted model, not a curated record.
AUGAAACGAAAUAUAAUACAGGAAGUGCCAAGAGAUAUUCCUAACACAGCCCAAAAUGAAGAUGGAGUUAGCGGCUGGCAGAUUUGGAACGGUGGUAAUGGGUUAAGAUGUCCCAAGGGGACGAUUCCGAUACGGAGAUUUCAGGCGGAGGGGUUUGGGAAUUUCACGGAACGGCAUGAGUAUGCUGUCGAACGUCUGAACAGCACAGCAAACAUUUAUGGAACAAAAUUCACAAUGAGUGUGGGGCACCCCAAAGUUGCUCAUACUCAGGAGUUCAGCCUAGGCCAAACUUGGCUCGCCUCGGGUUCAUUUGAAGGAGGUGAUUUGAACACCAUCGAGGCCGGAUGGCAGGUUUUUCCCACUCUAUAUUUUGACAACCAAGCUAGACUUUUCAUUUACUGGACAAAUAAUGCAUACGCUAGUGGGAGUUGCUACAAUCUUCGAUGUCCAGGUUUUAUACAAACCAGUGGCAAUGUACUCGUCGAAGGCGCUAUCCACCCCCACACAGCAGCCAUUACAAUCCAGAUUUGGAAGGAUCCAACCCUUGGACACUGGUGGUUGUCUGUCGGCCCGAAUAGUGGCACCGAACUUGUGCUUGUUGGUUAUUGGCCAAACAAGAUCUUUACUCGUCUCAAUGACCAUGCACAGAAAGUGGAUUGGGGAGGUGAAAUAGUAGACACAACUGUCUCCAAUCACACGACAACCCAGAUGGGAUCUGGUUAUCGUCCGAGAAGCGCUAGAGCUGCGUAUAUGCGCGAUCUGGAAGUUAUGUUUAACACCCACGAUUUCCAGCCCAUCGGUGAUGUCACACUUAUACAGACGAACGCCGCCUACUAUAACAUCUUUAAGACGAGCGACACGAGUUUUACUUAUGGGGGACCUGAUUAUGCGGGAACGGUUCACCUUAGAGUUAAUGUACACGACGAAAGUGAGGAGAUUUGUGGUGAGCCCUGUGAGGAAGAAAUGGGAGUUGAACAUAAUGUGGCUCCUUUUGCUGAUGAGGAUGAGGAUGAAGAGUUUGACUAUCAUAAUACUCCUCCUAAUUCUAAUGAUGAAGGUGACGAGGUGAGGAAUGUGAGAUGUAAGCCAGGAAGUGGUUAA